This is a messenger RNA of Myripristis murdjan (pinecone soldierfish), 8369 nucleotides long. Its product is annotated as myosin-10-like. The coding region runs from base 160 to 6099 and encodes 1979 amino acids. The transcript has 41 exons. NCBI's taxonomy places the organism in Eukaryota, Metazoa, Chordata, Actinopteri, Holocentriformes, Holocentridae. The record is from RefSeq and is a predicted model, not a curated record. Gene Ontology annotation, cellular component: cytoplasm; myosin II complex; myosin filament. Gene Ontology annotation, biological process: regulation of cell shape; mitotic cytokinesis; actomyosin structure organization. Gene Ontology annotation, molecular function: microfilament motor activity; ATP binding; actin filament binding.
CAAAGCCCAAAUACAUGCCUGCAUUUCAAUUGUGUGUCGCAGCUAGUUGCACAGAGGUUCACAUUAGGGGGAGAUCGGACUACGUAGGUGAACAGUCGCUGAUCGUGUCUUCGCUGACAACAGCAGGUGGCCACGUUGCUCUGGUAACCCCCAGGUAAGAUGUCUCAUCGGAGUGGGCAGGAGGACCCGGAGCGGUACCUGUUUGUGGACCGGGCCGUGGUUUACAACCCGGCCUCGCAGGCCGACUGGACGGCCAAGAAGCUGGUGUGGAUCCCCUCAGAGCGCCAUGGCUUUGAGGCGGCCAGCAUCCGGGAGGAGAGGGGCGAGGAGGUCCUGGUGGAGCUGGCGGAGAACGGGAAGAAGGCGGUGGUGAACAAGGACGACAUCCAGAAGAUGAACCCGCCCAAGUUCAGCAAAGUGGAGGACAUGGCCGAGCUCACCUGCCUGAACGAGGCGUCCGUGCUGCACAACCUGAAGGACCGCUACUACUCCGGACUCAUAUAUACAUACUCUGGCCUGUUCUGUGUGGUCAUCAAUCCCUACAAGAACCUGCCCAUCUAUUCAGAGAACAUCAUUGAGAUGUACAGAGGGAAGAAGAGGCACGAGAUGCCGCCACACAUCUACGCCAUCUCUGAGUCGGCAUACCGCUGCAUGCUCCAAGAUCGUGAGGACCAAUCCAUCCUUUGCACAGGUGAAUCAGGCGCUGGAAAGACAGAGAACACCAAGAAGGUCAUCCAGUACCUGGCCCACGUUGCCUCCUCACACAAAGGACGCAAAGACCACAACAUUCCUGGUGAGCUGGAACGCCAGCUCCUUCAAGCGAACCCCAUCCUCGAGUCCUUUGGCAACGCCAAGACAGUGAAGAAUGACAACUCGUCUCGCUUUGGGAAGUUCAUCAGAAUCAACUUUGACGUCACAGGCUACAUCGUUGGGGCCAACAUUGAAACCUACCUUCUGGAGAAGUCGAGGGCCAUCAGGCAGGCCAAAGAUGAGAGGACCUUCCACAUCUUCUACCAGCUGCUGGCUGGAGCUGGGGAGCAUCUCCGAACGGACCUGCUGCUCGAGGGCUUCAACAACUACCGCUUCCUGUCCAACGGUAACAUUCCCAUCCCUGGCCAGCAGGACAAGGAGAAUUUCCAGGAGACCAUGGAGGCCAUGCACAUCAUGAGCUUCUCACACGACGAGAUUGUCUGCAUGUUGAAGGUGGUUUCUGCAGUGUUGCAGUUCGGGAACAUCGUCUUUAAGAAGGAGAGGAACACUGAUCAGGCCUCCAUGCCCGAGAACACAGCGGCCCAGAAGUUGUGCCACCUGCUAGGGAUGAAUGUGAUGGAGUUCACUAGAGCCAUCCUCUCCCCGAGGAUCAAAGUAGGACGAGACUACGUCCAGAAGGCACAGACCAAAGAACAGGCGGACUUUGCCAUUGAGGCCCUGGCUAAGGCAACAUAUGAACGUCUGUUCCGCUGGCUGGUCCACCGCAUCAACAAAGCUCUGGACAGGACCAAACGCCAGGGGGCCUCCUUCAUCGGCAUCCUGGAUAUAGCUGGCUUUGAGAUCUUUGAGCUGAACUCGUUUGAGCAGCUGUGCAUCAACUACACCAACGAGAAGCUGCAGCAGCUGUUCAACCACACCAUGUUCAUCCUGGAGCAGGAGGAGUACCAGAGGGAGGGCAUCGAGUGGAGCUUCAUCGAUUUCGGCCUCGACCUGCAGCCCUGCAUCGACCUCAUCGAGAGGCCGACCAACCCGCCUGGUAUUCUGGCUCUGCUGGAUGAGGAGUGCUGGUUCCCCAAGGCCACAGACAAGACGUUUGUGGACAAGGUGCUGCAGGAGCAAGGAACGCACGCCAAGUUCCAGAAACCACGUCAGCUAAAGGACAAAGCUGACUUCUGCAUCAUCCACUAUGCAGGGAGGGUGGACUACAAAGCUGACGAGUGGCUAAUGAAGAACAUGGACCCCCUGAAUGACAACGUGGCCACGCUGCUGCACCAGUCAGCCGACAAGUUUGUGGCUGAGCUCUGGAAAGAUGUUGACCGAAUCGUGGGUCUGGACCAGGUCGCAGGGAUGAACGAGACGGCGUUCGGUGCCGCCUACAAGACCAAGAAGGGCAUGUUCCGCACAGUGGGCCAGCUGUACAAGGAGCAGCUGUCGAAGCUGAUGGCCACUCUGAGGAACACCAACCCCAACUUUGUCCGCUGCAUCAUCCCCAACCACGAGAAGAGGGCUGGUAAACUGGACCCACAUUUGGUUUUGGAUCAGCUGAGGUGUAAUGGUGUUUUGGAGGGGAUCCGUAUCUGCAGACAGGGCUUCCCCAACCGCAUCGUCUUCCAGGAGUUCAGACAGAGGUAUGAGAUCCUCACUCCCAAUGCCAUUCCCAAGGGCUUCAUGGAUGGCAAGCAGGCCUGUGAGAGAAUGAUCCGAGCCCUGGAGUUAGAUUCCAACCUGUUCCGCAUUGGCCAGAGUAAGAUCUUCUUCAGGGCCGGUGUCCUGGCCCACCUGGAGGAGGAGAGAGACCUGAAGAUCACCGACAUCAUAAUCUACUUCCAGGCUGUCUGUCGAGGAUAUUUGGCACGCAAGGCCUUUGCUAAGAAGCAGCAGCAGCUGAGUGCCUUGAAGGUUCUGCAGAGGAACUGUGCAGCCUACCUGAAGCUGCGUCACUGGCAGUGGUGGAGGCUCUUCACCAAGGUGAAGCCCCUGCUGCAGGUGACCAGGCAGGAGGAGGAGAUGCAGGCGAAGGACGAGGAGCUGAUCAAGGUGAAAGAGAAGCAGAGCAAAGUGGAGGGAGAGCUGGUCGAGAUGGAGCGGAAACACCAGCAGCUAAUGGAAGAGAAGAACAUCUUGGCGGAGCAGCUGCAGGCAGAGACAGAGCUGUUUGCCGAGGCUGAGGAGAUGAGAGCCCGUCUGGCUGCCAAGAAGCAGGAGCUGGAGGAGAUCCUCCAUGACCUGGAGUCCAGGGUGGAGGAAGAGGAGGAGAGGAACCAGAGCCUGCAGAAUGAGAAGAAGAAGAUGCAGUCCCACAUCCAGGACCUGGAAGAGCAGCUGGAUGAGGAGGAGGCUGCCAGGCAGAAGCUGCAGCUGGAGAAAGUGACAGCUGAGGCCAAAAUGAAGAAGUAUGAAGAAGACAUUUUGCUGCUGGAGGACCAGAACUCCAAGUUCCUCAAGGAGAAGAAGCUGAUGGAGGACCGCAUCAACGAGAUGACCUCGGUGCUGGCCGAGGAAGAAGAGAAAGCCAAGAACCUGGGCAAAGCCAAGAACAAGCAGGAGAUGAUGAUGGUUGAUCUGGAGGAACGUCUGAAGAAGGAGGAGAAGACCCGUCAGGAGCUAGAGAAGGCAAAGAGGAAGCUGGACGGCGAGACAUCGGACUUCCAGGACCAGAUAGCCGAACUGCAGGCCCAGAUAGAGGAGCUGAAAGUUCAGCUGGCCAAGAAGGAAGAGGAGCUACAGGCACUACAGGCUAGGGGUGAAGAUGAGGUGAGCCAGAAGAACAACGCUCUGAAGCAGGUGAGGGAGCUGCAGGCCCAGCUGUCUGAGCUGCAGGAGGACCUCGAGUCGGAGAAACAGGCCAGGAACAAGGCCGAGAAACUCAAAAGGGACCUGAGUGAAGAGCUGGAGGCCCUGAAGACCGAACUGGAGGACACCCUGGAUACCACCGCCGCCCAGCAGGAGCUCAGGACCAAGCGUGAGCAGGAGGUAGCGGAGCUGAAGAAGGCCAUCGAUGAGGAGACAAAGAACCAUGAGGCUCAGAUCCAGGAGAUGAGACAGAGGCACGCCACCGCGCUGGAGGAGCUGUCUGAGCAGCUGGAGCAGGCCAAGAGGUUCAAAGCUAACCUGGAGAAGACCAAGCAGAGCCAGGAGACCGCCAACAAGGAGCUGGCCAGCGAGGUGAAGGGUCUGCAGCAGGCGAAGACCGAGUCCGAACACAAGAGGAAGAAACUGGAGGCUCAGCUGCAGGAGUUCAUGGCCAGAGUCACCGAAGGAGAGAGGACCAAGGGGGAAUUAGCCGACCGUUCACACAAACUGCAGACUGAGUUGGAUAACGUGUCUGCCCUGCUGGAGGAUGCAGAGAGGAAGGGGAUCAAGAUGGCCAAGGAUGCCGCGGGGUUGGAGAGUCAGCUACAAGACACACAGGAGCUGCUCCAAGAGGAGACCCGUCAGAAACUGAACCUGAGCAGCCGUAUCCGCCAGCUGGAGGAGGAGAAGAACGCUCUGCAGGAGCAGCAGGAGGAGGACGAGGAGGCACGCAAGAACCUGGAGAAACAGAUCCUGACACUACAGGCCCAGCUGUCAGACAGCAAGAAGAAGCUGGAGGAUGAUGUUGGAAUGAUGGAUGGCCUGGAGGAAGCCAAGAAGAAGCUGCAGAAGGACAUGGAGCUGGCCAGCCAGCGUCUGGAGGAGAAGACCAUCGCCUUCGAGAAGAUGGAGAAGACCAAGACACGUCUGCAGCAGGAGCUGGACGAUCUGACUGUGGACCUGGAUCACCAGAGGCAGAUCGUCUCCAACCUGGAGAAGAAGCAGAAGAAGUUUGACCAGAUGCUGGCAGAGGAGAAGAGCAUCUCAGCUCGUUAUGCUGAGGAGCGUGACCGAGCUGAAGCCGAGGCCAGGGAGAAGGAGACCAAGGCUCUGUCCAUGACCAGAGCUCUGGACGAGGCCCUAGAGGCAAAGGAGGAGCUGGAGAGGAUCAACAAGCAGCUGCGUGCUGAAAUGGAGGAUCUGAUGAGCUCCAAGGACGACGUGGGCAAGAACGUCCAUGAGCUGGAGAAGUCCAAGCGGACUCUGGAGCAGCAGCUAGAGGAGAUGAGGACCCAGCUGGAGGAGCUGGAGGACGAGCUGCAGGCCACCGAGGAUGCCAAGCUGCGCCUGGAGGUCAACAUGCAGGCCAUGAAGGCCCAGUAUGAGAGGGACCUGCAGGGCCGUGACGACCAGAAUGACGAGAAGAAGAGGGCGCUGGUCAAACAGGUGCGAGAGAUGGAAGCAGAGCUGGAGGAUGAGAGGAAGCAGAGAGCUCUGGCAGUAGCUGCUAAGAAGAAGCUGGAAAUGGAUCUGAAGGAUAUUGAGGGUCAGAUAGAAGGAGCCAACAAGGCUAGAGACGAGGCCAUCAAACAGCUGCGCAAGUUACAAGCCCAAAUGAAAGACUAUCAGAGGGAGCUGGAGGAUGCCCGAGCCUCCAGAGAUGAGAUUUUUGCUCAGUCUAAGGAGAACGAGAAGAAACUCAAGAGUCUUGAGGCUGAGAUUCUGCAACUGCAUGAGGACCUGGCAGCAUCUGAGAGGGGUCGUCGCCAUGCAGAACAGGAGCGGGAUGAGCUGCAAGAUGAAAUCUCCAACAGCACCUCUGGAAAGUCUGCUCUGAUGGAUGAGAAGAGGAGGCUGGAAGCUCGUAUCGCCCAGCUGGAGGAGGAGCUGGAAGAGGAGCAGGGUAACAUGGAGCUGCUCAAUGACCGCUUCAGAAAGACAACCAUGCAGGUGGACACGCUGACCACAGAGCUGAGCGGCGAGCGCAGCGCAGCCCAGAAGAGUGAGAAUGCUCGGCAGCAACUGGAGCGGCAGAACAAGGAGCUGCGGGCCAAGCUGGGCGAGUUGGAGGGCUCAGUGAAGAGUAGGUUCAAGGCCUCCAUCACUGCCCUGGAGGCCAAGAUAGCACAGCUGGAGGAGCAGCUGGAACAGGAGGCCAAGGAGCGAGCAGCAGCCAAUAAGAUCGUGAGAAGGACAGAGAAGAAACUGAAGGAAGUCUGCAUGCAGGUGGAGGAUGAGCGCCGCCAUGCUGACCAGUUCAAAGAACAAAUGGAAAAGGCCAACUCUCGUAUGAAGCAGCUGAAGCGUCAGCUGGAGGAGGCAGAGGAGGAGGCCACCAGGGCCAACGCCUCACGCAGAAAACUGCAGAGAGAGCUGGACGAUGCCACUGAGGCUAGCGAGGGCCUGAGCCGGGAGGUCAACACACUCAAGAGCCGCCUUAGACGUGGUGGUCCCAUCAGUUUCUCCUCCAGCCGCUCAGGCAGGCGUCAGCUGCAGGUGGAGGGACCUUCCCUGGACCUUGUGUCUGAUGAUGAGCUGGAGAACAAGAUCACAGACAACAAUGCCAAUGAGACACCAGCGCCCCAGCCUGAGUAGUACAGCUGAAGGCCCCUCGCCUCAAGCCCUCAUUGUUCUUCCCACCGCUUAUUCCACCCUCUUCCUGCCUCAUCAGAAAACCCCAGACCCUCCAAGCCUGAUUAGGGACCCUCUUCUCGCCCCUCUGCCCUUCUCCAAAAACCAAUUAGAGGCCUCUACAACCCCAUCCUGGAUAGACGUUUCCUUCCUGCCCUAACAUGCAGUAUGACCCAAGCAAGGAUCCCACUACCCUAAUCCCAACGUUUCCCGCUUUACCUCUCAACUCAAAACUUUAGCAGACACCAGCAAUGACCCCGCCACCCCUACCCACCCACUCCUCCUUAGUACUCCAGUUGAGGUUGUGAGAACCACUACUCUGCCUUACCCUUCUUAGUCAAGCUGCAGGGCUGUGUAAUAGCAACUUCCGUCAUGCUUUGAGUAUGGGCUGCUUCAGUAUCCUACCUGGGACUCAUUUUAAACUGUAUCCCAGAUACAAUAUGCACAGAAAAUUGUACAUGAACAAAGCGUAUGCGCUAAUGUGGGCACCAAAAAUGGACAGAUAAGCAUAAUACUCCCAGUUCCCUCAAGCACUAUUAACAUCAAGUAGACCUUUUUUGACUAAGUUGGUCUAUCCUGUUCAGUGAUUGCACAUGUAUCUAUAUGAGCAUGUGUCUCUGAUGAUUGUAGAUAUUUGGACCAGAAUUCAGGUGUUCGAAAUAGUUUCAAAUGCUAAAAUGAUAGCAUAGCAAUAUUUCAGAGGAGCAGGUCAUGAUGAAGGCGCACGACCUUCAGACUUCUUUCUUCAUCAAUCCACAGUAAAUGCUCAGCAUAUAAAUCAGUUUAGUUGUGUUAGUUAAAUUGUAAGUGAAAAAAGGUCGUUUUUUUUUUUUUUUUUUCAGUUGUGUGCUAGGAUUGUUUGCUUGCAGAUGUAUAGGGAAUGACACUGUAAAUUGCCUUGUUGCCUCAGUGCUAGAGAACGUUCCACUUUUCACCAGUAUCGCUAUCUAAAACUUAUUUGACAUUGGGUCAGUCUUGACUCGUAAUUACUUUUUGUACAAUUACCAUGCACCUAAUCUUACAGCGAACUUCAGUCAAUCACAUGCCAUAAUAUGGUUUUUCUUGAGUCCCAGUUUCAUUAUAUUUAGGUAGUUUUAGUUAUCUGAUGAACUGAAAUCGAUUCAUUGGCAGAAAAUACUCAACAUAUGUCCAGUAUUUUAUGUCCACAUAUCAAAGCUCAUUUAGCAAGGGCGAGAAUGGGUGCCACAGAGUAUGAAUGCAAAGUAUUCAGACUUCUUUGAGGCAGUGACCCUAACUGUUGUUGGAAGCUCAAUGAUGUAAUGAUUAUCCUGUUAGAAUCUGAAUAUGUCUCUCUGUAAUUCUCCUUAUUCAAUGAUGCUUUCUGUACCAUGUACAAUAUGCUUAACUCUAAAUUUCUUUGGCCAUUUGUGUCUUUAUAUUGUAUCCAUACUUAUCAAAUGCCUGAAAUAAUAUGAAGCGAACAUGAUUUACAGAUAGGUAAUGAAUGUUUAAUCAUUAUUUUAUUAAGUUUUAAUUAGUGCUAUAAAAUGGUUUUUAAUGCGGUCCACACGGAUCCACGUGGAUCAGUUGAAGUGUGAACAUUGAGGUGAAUGUGUUAUACUGUACAUGUUAAUUACAAAACAUGAUGUUACCAUUUUGUAAAUUGUGUGCCACAUAUUUGCGGCCUUUUCCUUUUUAUGUAAGUGAAAAUUAAAAAAAAAAAAAAUUAAAAAGUUAAGAGCAGGUUUUGCAAACGUCUCUAGAAAGUGCCUUAGCCGUUACUUAAGACAGCAGAUAGGAGGUUGGACACAGAAACAACACAUUAAUACCUGUGUAGAUUGAAACUGAAAAGCGACAAUAGUCUUUGAGAUGUUGAGAACCAAUUCGUUAACCUUAGCUAUGUGUCAUGAUAUCAUACCACAUGCACAUCUCACAUUUGUCAGCAUUUUAAUGGACAGUUCAUUGGUAUGAAUCAGUGUUAAAUUGAAGCUGCCCCGGGCUGUGGUCUGGUGGUUUGGCUUGUGUUUGUAUUGUAUGGAGAUUAGUUUGAGGAUACGCUGAUUCUUUAUCAUAGGAUAAAUUCUGUAUUAUCUAUGAAGCUUUCUAGAAUGGGGGUUUGACUGGGUUCAAAGCUUUAACAUCCAUAUAAGGUUGUUAUUCGUAUUACUGGCUGUUGACAACCAGGUAUUAUUCGUCAUCUCCUUUUAUUUUCUUGUAUUCCUGUAUUUCUAGACAUUUUUUGUAAAAGACCAAUAAACAUAUUCAUAUAGAAA